Messenger RNA from Quercus robur (English oak), 1958 nucleotides. RefSeq names its product lysine histidine transporter-like 8. Gene Ontology annotation, cellular component: plasma membrane. NCBI's taxonomy places the organism in Eukaryota, Viridiplantae, Streptophyta, Magnoliopsida, Fagales, Fagaceae. The transcript is spliced from 5 exons. Bases 208 to 1776 code for a protein of 522 amino acids. The record is from RefSeq and is a predicted model, not a curated record.
AGACACAUAAAGAUACACUUUGUUAACAAAGUUGUAAAAGAGUGAAGAAGAAGAGCUAGAGGGCACUAUAGCGCUAUAGAUAUAUACCCCCCAUUGGGUGAGCCAAAGACUCACAGUCACAUUCACACACACACACAGAGCAACUUCCUCAUUUUGUGGCUUUUCAAGCUUUUUUGCUCAGAGAGAGAGAGAGAGAGAAUACUGAGAAUGGAGGAGAGGCCAGAGACAGAGCUGAUAUCAAUACCAGCAACACCAAGAGCUUCAACGCCGGAGAUACAGACUCCGUCCGGUCAGAGGUCACCGAGGCCGGCGUCGAACAAGGAAGGGAAGUCGUCGACGGCAUGGACUCCGUCGUCGUUUAUAUCGCCGAGGUUUCUGAGUCCGAUAGGGACACCAAUGAAGAGGGUGUUGAUUAACAUGAAGGGUUACUUGGAGGAAGUGGGUCACCUCACUAAGCUGAAUCCUCAGGAUGCUUGGCUUCCCAUCACUGAGUCUCGUAAUGGGAAUGCUCACUAUGCUGCGUUUCAUAAUCUCAAUGCUGGUGUUGGCUUUCAGGCUCUGGUUUUGCCUGUUGCCUUUGCUUUUCUGGGCUGGAGUUGGGGAAUACUUUCUUUAACCAUUGCUUACUGUUGGCAACUCUAUACUCUGUGGAUUCUAGUUCAGCUACAUGAGGCAGUUCCAGGAAAGAGGUACAACAGAUAUGUGGAGCUUGCAGAAGCAGCAUUUGGGGAAAGAUUGGGUAUCUGGCUAUCCCUCUUCCCAACUGUUUACUUGUCAGCGGGAACUGCAACAGCUUUGAUUCUUAUAGGAGGGGAGACCAUGAAACUGUUUUUCCAGAUUGUUUGUGGGCCCCUUUGUUCAUCGAAUCCCCUUACAACAGUAGAGUGGUAUCUGGUGUUUACUUCUCUAUGCAUUGUUCUAUCUCAGCUCCCAAACCUCAAUUCUAUUGCUGGACUUUCCCUCGUAGGGGCUGUGACAGCCAUCACUUAUUCCACCAUGGUGUGGGUUCUCUCUGUAAGCCAACAAAGGCCACCCACAAUAUCUUAUGAACCCCUUCCAAUGCCGUCCUUUGCUGCUUCUGUCUUCUCUGUAAUGAACGCACUUGGGAUUGUUGCCUUUGCUUUCAGAGGCCACAAUUUAGUUCUAGAGAUUCAGGCAACAAUGCCAUCAACAUUUAAGCACCCAGCUCAUGUGCCAAUGUGGAGAGGAGCUAAAGUUGCCUAUUUCUUUAUUGCAAUGUGUGUUUUCCCUAUCGCAAUUGGAGGUUUUUGGGCUUAUGGAAACCUUAUGCCUUCAUCAGGGAUUCUUAAUGCCUUGUAUGGAUUUCACAGUCAUGAUAUUCCGAGAGGACUUCUUGCAAUCACUUUUCUGCUAGUUGUGUUCAACUGUUUGAGCAGUUUCCAGAUAUACUCCAUGCCUGUUUUCGACAGUUUUGAGGCCAGCUACACGAGUCGUACCAAUCGUCCUUGCUCAAUCUGGGUCAGGUCUGGUUUCCGCGUAUUUUAUGGAUUUGUCAACUUUUUCAUAGGGGUGGCACUCCCUUUCCUCUCAAGUCUUGCUGGUCUGUUAGGAGGACUUACUCUUCCAGUCACAUUUGCUUACCCUUGCUUCAUGUGGGUUCUCAUAAAAAAGCCUACAAAAUACAGCUUCAAUUGGUAUUUCAAUUGGAUCCUUGGUUGGUUGGGGAUUGCUUUUAGUGUGGCCUUUUCCAUUGGAGGUAUUUGGAGCAUGGUAAACAAUGGACUCAAGUUAAAGUUCUUCAAGCCGCCCAACUGAGUUGUAGGCGAAGAGUAGUUAAAUAGUGAAUCUGAGUUCUGCAUAAUGAAUGUUGGAAUUGUAUUAUGAUGUUUUAUAUACACCAAUGUAAGAACCUAAGCGCUAAUAGUAAACUGUUGUAAUGAUGAAUUCAUUCUCAACUUCCUAUAUAUAAUAUGGUCUUAAUGCGGAAUUUAGUUCCU